AUAUUUACAGCCAUUGGAAGCACCCACUGGUAGGAUCAGUUUCAACUCAGAGGUGCAAGGCGGUCAUUGAGCAUCUGUAAUUUCUGAAAAAUGUAGACCAGUAUCAUUAAAUACAGCUUGAUUGGGUUUGCCAACUGCUCAACUGCAUUUCUGAAUUAUCGCAUUAAACAUGUUUUAAUGCGAGGGGAAUAUUAAAGCGGACUGUGAACAGCAGCAGUGAUACAGCAUAUUUGCAGUGGACAGCAUCCACACGGGGAGCAGGACACAAUGGCCGAUAAAAGUGACUUAAAAGCCGAACUUGAGCGCAAAAAACAGCGCCUUGCUCAGAUCAGAGAGGAGAAGAAGAGGAAAGAGGAAGAAAGAAAGAAAAAAGAGUCAGAGACACAACAGAAAGCAGAAGUUGCUCCUGAGGAUUCAGAUUUGGACCGCAAGCGGAGAGAGACCGAGGCCCUUCUCCAGAGUAUUGGAAUCUCACCCGAACCUUCAUUAGUCCCAACACCAAUGUCCCCAUCAAAGUCUAUGAGCACACCCAGUGAAGCAGGCAGCCAGGACUCAGUGGAUGCGGCAGCAGCUGGAAGGACCCUGCAGUGGGACACCGACCCUUCUGUUCUCCAGCUGCAGUCCGACUCUGAACUCGGGCGUCGAACGCACAGGUUGGGGCCAUCUAAGAUAACUCAAGUGGACUUUUUGCCCAGAGAGGUGGUGUCUUACUGUAAAGAGACUCAGACUCCUCUUGCAGCCCAUCAGUCUGAAGAAGAUGAAGAAGAGGAUGAGGAGGUCACAGAACCAAAAGUUGGCCAGGAAACCGAACAGCAGGAAGAGGAUGAAAGCAAGGACACAAAAGAAGGCCACCCGCGGGAGCUGACGGAGGAGGAGAAGCAGCAGGUUCUGCACUCGGAGGAGUUCCUCAUCUUCUUCGACCGGAGCCUCCGUGUGAUGGAGAGAGCUUUGGCCGAGGACUCCAACAUCUUUUUCGACUACAGCGGACGAGACAUGGAUGAUAAGGAGGGAGAUCUGCAGGGUGGAUCCAGUCUCUCGCUCAGUCGUCUGUUCUAUGAUGAGCGCUGGUCAAAGCGCCGGGUCAUCACCUGUCUGGAUUGGUCUCCUCAGUACCCUGAGCUUUUGGUGGCUUCCUACAACAACAAUGAAGACGCUCCUCACGAGCCAGAUGGUGUGGCGUUGGUGUGGAAUAUGAAAUUUAAGAAGACCACACCAGAGUACAUCUACCACUGCCAGUCUCCAGUGUUGGCGGUGGGUUUUGCACGGUUUCAUCCUAACCUGUUGGUGGGUGGCACGUACUCGGGACAGAUUGUACUCUGGGACAACCGGAGCCACAGAAGGACACCGGUUCAGAGGACCCCUCUGUCCGCUGCAGCCCACACACACCCUGUAUACUGCGUAAAUGUGGUGGGCACCCAGAAUGCCAACAACCUGAUCACGGUGUCCACAGACGGCAGGAUGUGCUCUUGGAGUUUGGAUAUGUUGUCACAGCCUCAGGAGAGCAUGGAGCUGGUAUAUAAUAAAUCUAAGCCUGUGGCUGUAACCGGGAUGGCGUUCCCCACUGGAGACGUCAAUAAUUAUAUAGUCGGCAGUGAGGAGGGAACGGUGUAUACGGCGUCAAGACAUGGCAGUAAAGCUGGUAUCUGUGAGAUGUUUGAGGGCCAUCAGGGGCCAGUGACAGGCAUCAGUUGUCACAGCGCCAUGGGUCCUGUCGACUUCUCCCACCUGUUUGUCACCUCCUCUUUUGACUGGACUGUAAAAUUGUGGAGCACAAAGCAAAACAAGCCACUGUACUCUUUUGAGGACAAUUCCGACUACGUCUACGACGUGAUGUGGUCGCCCGUGCACCCCUCGCUCUUCGCCGCUGUGGAUGGCAUGGGUCGUCUGGAUCUGUGGAACCUGAACAAUGACACUGAGGUGCCUACUGCUAGCGUGACUGUAGAGGGCGCUCCUGCGCUCAACCGGGUCAGAUGGGCAUCUGGAGGAAAAGAAGUCGCAGUGGGAGAUUCAGAGGGCCGUGUAUGGAUAUACGAUGUCGGAGAGAUGGCCGUGCCCCAUAGUGAAGACUGGGCCCGUUUCGGUCGUACGCUGGUGGAAAUCCGUGCCAACCAUGGAGAUGGUGAGGAGGAGGGGCCUGGGGAGAUAUCGAGCUAAAGCGCAUAUCUAUCUAAACACAGACCCAGAUGUAACGCAACAGAUUAUCAGCAUGUCCACUAGUACUGUGCUGUUUGUUCCCGUUAAUGGUCCUUGAUUUGCUACUUUGGCAAUAGGUUUUGUUAUGUACGUUUUUGUUAUGCAAAAGUUUGUUGUACUUCAUGUUUGGUCUCAUUACUGUGAUGAUAGUUACUGGUAAACCAGUUAAUGGUGUUAAAAAUGUGAAUUUGAAGAUGAAAUAAUGCUGCUAGGAAUAUAUUUUUGAUGUUGGCUUAAUGGUGACUUUGCUAAACUUGAACUGUGUGUGUGUUUGUAUUUUUUACUGAACCCUUUGCAUGAAGUAUAAUUUAGUCAUAUACACUGUAAAAAGUGAAAGUUGGGUGUACUUAAAAAAAUACUUCAACUGGUAACACUUUAAAAAAUAUUAAUCAACUUACAUUUUCUAGCUUUAAAGGGAUAGUAUAAUUUAAAAUGAAAAUUCUGUCACCACUUUCUCAUCCUCAUGUUGUUCUAAACCUGUAUGAAUUUC
Messenger RNA from Paramisgurnus dabryanus, 2683 nucleotides. RefSeq names its product cytoplasmic dynein 1 intermediate chain 1. Gene Ontology annotation, biological process: transport along microtubule. Gene Ontology annotation, molecular function: dynein heavy chain binding; dynein light chain binding. The record is from RefSeq and is a predicted model, not a curated record. Lineage: Eukaryota; Metazoa; Chordata; Actinopteri; Cypriniformes; Cobitidae. Gene Ontology annotation, cellular component: cytoplasmic dynein complex.